UUUUUCCAUUUAAGUUGCUGGAGUCACUUACGAAAGGCAGGUCCUUGCUGCUGAAAAAGAGUUGUUAGUUAUGUCCUCGGGCCGAGUCUGGGGGGGACACUGAAAUAUUAUACGUUAGAAGCUGCCAGGAAAAAUCAAUUGAGGAGCAGGGGGUUCAACUGGUUGGCAGGACAUUGCUUCCAUUUAACGGCGCUCUUGGGGCGCCGUGCCCGUAUCCACAAAAACGACGAUGGGCAAACAAACUCUGUCAUCAGUACAGUACAUGCCCCAGGAAUCACGGCCCAGCUGCAGAGGGCCAAUAGUAAAGAAUAUCAUUUCUCCCUGGGGCAGGGGGCGAGCAAAAGGCGAGGGGGCUUUGUUUGGGACUGCUUAGCAAGGGCAGAGCUGGGAGGCAUUGUUUUAAUUAUUAACAUUUGGGGACUGCAUGACUCUGACAGGACCCAGACUAAUGUUUACAGAGUUGCCUUGAACUGAUUUGCUCUGGAAGCCAGAAGGGGAAGCAGCAAGAAGAGGUAAGAGUCUGUCUUGAGAAACGAUGGCUCCAUUUCUCUGCAUGUGGAUUGCAGCUUUCUUCGGGGUGAGCCAGGGCUGCCCAGAGCCCUGCACUUGUGUAGAAAAAAAGUUUGGCCGCCAACUCGCAGAGUGUGCUUACCGAGACCUGCAGGAGGUGCCCGCGGGGCUGCCCUCCAACGUGACCACCCUCACCCUGUCGGCCAACAGGCUCCACGCCCUGCAGCAGCGCUCCUUCCUGGAGGUCACCCAGGUGCAGUCGCUCUGGCUGGCGCACAACCAGAUCAGCGCCAUCGAGGCGGGCACCUUUGCUGGGCUACUGCAUUUGAAAAACAUAGACCUGAGCCACAACCAGCUGGCGGACUUCCCCUGGCGGGACCUGCACAACCUCAGCGCCCUGCAGCUGCUGAAGAUGAACAACAACCAGCUGGCGAGGCUGCCCGCGGACGCGUUCCGCACCCUGCGCGACCUCCGCUCCCUGUGGAUCAAUGACAACAAGCUCGCCACCAUCGCCCAGGGCACCUUCGACGCCAUGAGGUCACUGUCCCAGCUGCAGGUCUACAACAACCCACUGAACUGCACCUGCGCGCUCCAGUGGCUGAAGGGCUGGGCCGAGAACACCCUCAUCUCCAUCCCCGAGCGGGACUCCAUCAGCUGCGCAGCCCCGGACAGCUUCCGAGGCCUGCCCCUGGCCAGGGUCCCGGGCCUG
Messenger RNA from Pelodiscus sinensis (Chinese soft-shelled turtle), 1219 nucleotides. NCBI's taxonomy places the organism in Eukaryota, Metazoa, Chordata, Testudines, Trionychidae. The record is from RefSeq and is a predicted model, not a curated record.